This is a messenger RNA of Funneliformis mosseae, 270 nucleotides long. NCBI's taxonomy places the organism in Eukaryota, Fungi, Glomeromycota, Glomeromycetes, Glomerales, Glomeraceae. The record is from the annotation of a GenBank genome assembly.
AUGUCAGAGAAAUCAGAUUUACAAGAAUUGUCAGCGAACGCUUCUCUACCCUCACUUCCUAACGUUUUUCUGUCAUUUCAACCGCAACCUUCUUCUUUACAUAACACUUAUGAAGAAAUAGCAGAUAUUUCACCAUAUUGUCCCCCAAAUCUCAAACCACCACAUUAUCAACAAGGUGGUGACCAAUACUGGAGAGGGGAUUCCAUGGGAGUGGACAAAAGCAGAGAGGUGGAUGGAACGAUUAUAAUAAUAGAAACUCACCAAUGGUAA